CUUUUUCUCCCAAAAAUUUGAAAUCCUAACUAGCCAAAGCAAAAUGGACAAGCAUAUCUGUGUUUUCUCCAUUUUGUGUUGGUUUUAGUCAAAAUGAGACCCAUAUUCCAACGGCUUAGAACAUUUUCCCGGGAAAAUAAUACCCAACGAAAGUUCAAUUUCCUAUCAAAGUUCCAACCCAGAAAUCUUCACUCUCACAGCUUUAUUUCACUAAAUUUCCCUCUUAGCCUCUCCAAAGUUGAUGAAAAGCCUAAGACUUCCUUCGACUGCUUUCUGGGUUGGACCAAAACUUAUCCUUUCGUUCGAUCAUUUGCGAAUUCUGCCGAUUCCGACGAGUUUGAAGGAGACCCAAAUGAUCGAAUCGCUGUUUGGAUUCAAAACAUCAUCAAGUUUCGGAGGGAGAAAUCGACGGAGGAGAUCGAGCGAGCUCUUGAUAUGUGUGGGUUUGAGUUGACAGAAGAAUUGCUCUUGAAUGUACUUCACCGGCAUCAAUCUGACUGGAAACUGGCUUAUGUUUUCUUCAACUGGGCGUGUAAAGGAGGUGGAAGUAAUGGGUUCUUGCUGGGCUCUGAAUCCCACAACGAGAUUCUCGAAAUUCUCGGGAAAAUGAGGCGGUUUGAGGAAGUACACCAAGUGCUCGUCAAAAUGCGUGAGAGAGAAGGACUGCUCAAUGAAGCGACUUAUGCGAUAUUGCUCAACCGAUACGCGGCUGCGCAUAAAGUUGAUGAAGCAAUGGACGUGUUCCGCAGGAGGAAAGAGUUCGGUCUUGAGUGCGACUUGGUGGCGUUUCAAAAUCUUUUGAUGUGGUUGUGCCGGUACAAACAUGUUGAGGUAGCGGAGACCUUGUUUUACUCGAAGCGGAAGGAGUUUCCUUCGAACAUAAAGACGUGGAACAUCAUUCUUAAUGGAUGGUGCGUGCGAGGGAAUGUGCACGAGGCGAAAAGGUUUUGGAAAGAUUUGAUCAGGUCUGGAUGCCAGCCGGAUCUUUUCACUUAUGCGACUUACAUAAACGCGCUGGCCAAGAAAGGGAAAUUAGGGGCAGCAAUCAAGUUGUUCAAGGCCAUGUGGGAAAACGGCUGCAACCCAGAUGUGGCAAUAUGCAACUGCAUCAUCAAUGGGCUUUGUUUUAAGAAGAGGAUUCCCGAAGCUUUUGUGGUUCUGCGAGAAAUGAGGGCACGAGGUUGUAGUCCGAAUUUAGCAACGUACAACACGCUGAUCAAGUACCUAUGCAAGAUUCAGAGGAUGGACAUUGUUUAUAAGAUUGUGGAUAAAAUGGAGCGGAAGCGGGGAGAUUGUUUGCCUAAUCACGUGACAUACAGUUUCUUGCUCAAAUCAUUGAAAAAACCGGAGGAAGUUCCUGACCUCUUGGAGAGAAUGAAGAGAAAUGGAUUCAAAAUGGUUUGUGACACGUACAAUCUGAUCUUGAAGUUGUACAUGGAUUGGGAUUGUCAGGAGAGAGUGAAAUCUACAUGGGAUGAAAUGGAAAGGAAUGGAUUGGGGCCCGACAAGCGAUCUUAUACGAUUAUGGUUCACGGGUUCUUUGACAAAGGAAGAAAAGAAGAUGCUUUGCGUUAUUUUCGCGAGAUGAGAGCAAAGGGAAUGCUGCCAGAGCCGAGAACCGAAAUUUUGGUGAAUUCCAUGAACGUUAAUUCGAUUGAGAGAAAAUGUGACUCUGAGACAUGUUGACACAAGUGAGAAUUAUCAGAGUUCAAUGAAUGUAUGUAUUUGGAUGUCAUGUAUCUUGAAAGGUGUGUGGUCAAAAAAUUUCAUUACUAGUUAUUGACUUCACGGUUUCCUUCAUUGGCUAGGAUUCAUGUGUAGGUUGAAUACAACCUUGAGUGGAUAAGAAAAAA
This is a messenger RNA of Morus notabilis, 1853 nucleotides long. RefSeq names its product putative pentatricopeptide repeat-containing protein At3g15200. Gene Ontology annotation, molecular function: protein binding. NCBI's taxonomy places the organism in Eukaryota, Viridiplantae, Streptophyta, Magnoliopsida, Rosales, Moraceae. The coding region runs from base 94 to 1686 and encodes 530 amino acids. The transcript has a single exon. The record is from RefSeq and is a predicted model, not a curated record.